GCUUUUUCAGACUCUGAUCACGUGACAUUGUAUAUGUAUGUAAAAACUUCCGCGUUUAACACUUCAUAUUAAAUGUUAUACUUAGUCGUUUUGUAUAAAUAAAUAUGGUUUGGGAAAUAUCAAAUGCUACUGAAGCGAUUGCCAUAUGCUGCUUUGACGGUGAAGCAUACGAGAAUGGGUUAAAUCUGCUAUUGGGGGAUAAGAUCAAAGUAACGAGGAGAAAUUCUGGCUGGUGUCUGGGAUAUGUUGAAGGCAGAGAAAAUAAGAAGGGUAUUUUCCCCGAAAAUAUGAUAGCUUAUAUUAGAGAAACAAAGAGAUCUUCACAAGCAUUACUCGAAAUAGAUAAUGGUCUCAGGGAGCGUGAGAUAUUCCUUAAUGAAAUAGAAGAGUUUUUUCAAGAAUGUCGAUCAGUAAUAGUUCCAUUCUAUGCUAACGAAGUACAAAUGGAUAAAUUUGUUGGAAGACCAACUUCCGCCGUAUUCUCAUUAAUGAACGAAACUUAUAAUCAUAGAUUAGAGAUAAAGAGUCAACCAGCGAUGACACCUGCUUUAAUAGAGGAAAAUAGAGCCAAAAUUACGAGAAAUAUGGAUAAAGUUAUCGAAUUACUCGGUCUUGAUAAAAUACCUAGAACUAAAACUGGCAGAGAAAUUGACCCAAUUACAAUUUCACCGAUAGAACAUUAUAUGAUCUUUGAGCCUAUGGAUAGGGUUAAUAUGCCAACAAACAACCAUCACGGAUUACAUAACAAACACGAAUUAAGCAAUAUGUUCGAUUUAAAAGUCGUUAUUAAAGACAUAAAAUUCGAUGAAUCAAUUAAGUUAAACUGCUGCCUUGAAAUUCUAUUGUCUCUCUACGAUUCGAGUAAUUAUAGCUCUAGAGGAGAAUCCUCACUACCUCGACUAUCGGAAGAUUUUAUAACAGAAAAAUUCAAAUUGAUUUAUCCUUCAGAUAAAGAAGUUAAAGAUAUUGAAUUUUGUUUUAAAGAUCUGAGUUCGCAAGAAAAAUAUAUGGAUAGAGUUCAAAAUGUAAGACCAUUGUGGUUGGUUGUCCAAAUACUUAAAAGAGACAGUCUGGAAGCUUCCAAGCCGGUAAGGGAUACUAGAAGCGAGAUACGACAACCGUACGGUUUUGGGAUAAAGAAUCUUGGUUUUGUAAAAGAUCUUCAAGAAAGAACAACCCAUUCGGAAAAAGUAAUAUUUGAGAUAUUGGCAAAGCAAGAAUAUCAUAAUUUUUCCACUUUACAAAAGCAUUUUAUCUCUAGGAAUGAUAAUAAUCCAUCAGUUCAGAAAUGUGAAAUUCGUAUUGAAUUUUCCAAAUUGAAUAAGAAUCCGGACGUUAAUAGAUAUAUUCGUGAUAACGACCCUAAAACAGACGUUCAAAAAUUAUCUUUUCCGGAAAAAAUUGUACCAGAACAAUUAAGAAACGAUUUAUACAUCCGCUUGGAAGAGGGUAAAUUUUAUAAAGGUGAAAAGAAAUCACAAAGGAAUGUCGAAGUAGUCGCAUCAGUCAGAGGUAAAAGUGGAAAAAUAUUUAAGGAAUGUAUUAGCUUGGGAGCCGGUGAGGAAGUUAACAUGACAUACUAUCGAUCUAUCGUCUAUUAUCAUUCGAAUAAUCCUAAAUGGAAUGAAAUUUUUCGGGCAACAUUCGACGUUAACGAAUUGAAAUAUUUUAAUCAAGAAGACGAAGUUCACGUAUUAUUUCAAUUCUUUCAUAUAUCUACCGAUAAUAGAAAGGAAAAAGAAUUCUUUGGCUACUCCUAUCUACCUUUAACACGUUCGGGAAUCAUUCGACAAGAUACCCAGGAGACGUUAAAAGUAUUUGGGACGUCUGGCAGAUCUAAGGAUAAUACAGAUCAAAUUGAGAAUUUCAAAUACUUCAACCCCAAGUCUGAUGAUUGGCUAUUCCAAAAUUCUACACCAAAAACCUCCAAUUCUAGCUUUACAGUCAGUUUUAAAUGGGUUUCGACUAAAUGGACUCAAAGCAGCGAAGUUGUUCAUUUUUUAACAUGGGAAAAUAAUACAAGUAAUCUAAAGAGAAUAAUCAAAGAACUUAUAGAUAAGAACCUUGAACAAGAGAUCAUUUAUCACUUGACUGAUAUUUUGAAUGGUUUAUUUAAAAAUUUAAUACCGGAAUCGUUCAAUUUUUUGGUUUAUAUUUUAAAAUUAAUUAAUCAUGAAAAAUGGACUCAUUUCUCCGAUAUUCUACAAGCAUAUAUAGACAAUAACUUUUCGAAUAUGAUUGCUUACGAGCAAAUAUUUGGGACAGUCAUAAAUCUUUUAGAACAAAAAGUAGCAAAAUCUAUCGAAAGUAUAAGCGGUGUAUUUUCGUGGUUAAUGAAAAUAGCAGUAAGGUCUUAUACCUUAUUCGCCAGCUAUAACGAACCAUCACCAGAAUCAUUUAUAGAAUUGUUAAAGAAAUUAUUCUCCCGUAUACCAGAAUUUUUUGAUAGUAUAAAUAAAAGUGUUGAAUACGAGAGGACUGUCGGUAUCGAAUUUAUGAAAACGAUAACGAAAUGUUGGAGCAUAUUUAUGAAGUCUGUUACAGUUGAAGAAUAUAAAGAGGACUUUGCAACGGAACUAGCACAAAUAUAUUCGUCAUUAUUCGAAAUGGUCCCAAAAUCAGCAUCAAAAAUGGAAGUACAUAAAGAAUGGGAUCCUGCGAAAGCAGACUGCAUUUGUAUUUUAAUUAGUGAAAAGGAAUUUGAUUUAUAUCAUAAAGUUCGAGAAGUUUUCAUUACGUUAGCUAAUUCCUACGUCAAUACUGCAUACUACAAUUGCAGUAGCAAGACAUUCAGAUAUCAUACUAUAUAUAUGCUUGGCAAAUUCUUGAAAAAUCUCUUUAAUUUGAAAAUGCAGCAUGUAUGCUUGCAACAAGAAGUCUACUUGCUAAUAACUCAAGUUUUAAGUACUUUAAUCGCUUUCACAUCAACAACAUCUGAGAAUAGAAGAAAUUCAAAUUAUAGAGAAGUUAAUUCAAUAUCGAGAUAUAGCAAAGCAACAAUAUCAAAUUUCGAUUCAGUGGAUUCUAAAAAGUCAGAAGGACCAGCACCGGAAACAGUAUAUUCCUGCAUGGCAACUAUCUUUCUUUUAAUGGACAAUAAUCAUUACGAAACGUUUUCAUCUUCCUCACCUCUAUUUAUUUUAUUAACUAAAAUCGAAGCUCUCUUUGAUAAAUGGUUCGAUAUAAAAAAUACUUGGGCAUCUUUAAAACGUUCAUUAUGCCAUGCGUAUUUAACUGCCCUUACAAAUUUAUUUGAAGUUAUAGCCAUGACCGACUCUACACAGUUAUUUAGCUCUUUCAAAAUUAUACUGGAUGAAUUGAUACAAUCUAAUCCGUCCAUAAAGAGUGACUGCUGGAACAGAUUGCCACAAACGCUAAGGGAACGUUAUAAAGAUGAUUGGGAGAAAGAAGAAGAGAAAUUUGUUCAUUCAAUCGUCAAAGUUUUACAAUACCUCGUUGAUUUACGCGAAGCAAAGCCGGAUAAAGAUGAUGGAUUUAGUCUACGCUACUUGACCUGUUCAUACAACGCCGUUAAUGAAUUCAAUUUUAACGAAGAUGCUUAUCCCAGAAUAAUGAGUGAUAUAUACGAUUUGCACAAGUGCAGUAAAAAUUUCGUUGAAGCUGGGUAUACUAAAUUAGAAUACGCUAAGCAUCUAAGUUUUGAUAGUCAUCAAGAGAGAAAGGUCAAAGUUUUCAAUAUGAGCGAAGAUAUGACUGAAAGUGUUAGAAAAGAGAAACUGUAUUCGGAUAUAAUAAGCGAUCUAAAUGAAGGAUGCGAUUGGGAAGAAGCCAUUAAACUCUGCAAAGAAUUGGUUAUCUAUUACGAGAGCACUUUUAGGUACAAAGAACUUUCCGCUAUAUUAAAGAGACAAUCAGAAUUUUAUCAAAAGAUAUACCAGCAAAGGGGAAUGAGUGUUUGGGGUGCGAGCUACUACGUUGUAGCUCUCUACGGCAAACCUGUACCAUCUUACCUCAAAGGAAAAUUUUUUAUACAUAAAUUUGAUCUGUUUAAAAGUAAGGAAGAGCUUGUCGAUUAUAUAGGUAGUAAUUUCUAUAGUCAUCGUGGCAUGAACAUAAAUGAUCCUUUCGACGAGGACGAUUUAAAUGGCCGCGACGAGGCAAUUAUUCGCCAUGGAAGUGUGACACCGAUACAAGAGAAGGACGAACUGUUAUUCGGUCAAAAUGUUCCACCUUUCAUUCAAGAAUAUUAUAGAUAUAAUAAAAUUCGAACGUUCGCCUACGAUCUACCGUUCGAAAAAGGUCAAAAAAUACCAAAUAAUGAACACUUAAACUGUUAUUACGAUAGGACAUAUUAUGUAACAUGUUGCGAAUUUCCGGGUAUAAUGACAUGGUUCCCAGUUGUUGAUCAAUGGAAAGAAGAAUUAAGCCCUUCCAAAGUAGCUGUCUUCAACUUGAGGAAGCAAUUCUUAAAGCUUAGAUCCGAUUUAUUAAAAGCAAGAUGUCAGACAGAUAUCUCAAUUCAUAAAUCGAGCCUUUAUAUGACAUUAAAUGGCACUCUUAUGGCAAACGUUAAUGGUGGACCCUUAAGAUACCUUAGCCUAUUAAAGCAAGACGACGACGAUUCAUUAAACGUAUCUUUCUUUUCCCUAUUCGGAGUGAUGAGAGAAGCUCUCGACGAACUAUUUCAUAGACUAAAAGUCGAAGAGAAUGAAUUUAGAGAACGGCAACAUAUUCAAUUCAGCACAGAAUAUAAUAGCAUGAUGAAAAUGCUUGAAGAUAAGCUGCACGAAUUAGGCAAAAAGAGACCUUCACCAAAUACACCAAUAAAAUCGCUAAAGAACAAAGAAAGUAGAUUUGUUCCUGUUCCAUGUAAAAAAAAUUAUCAACAUUCGGACACCUUCCCACUUCGCCCACAUCCCGUUGACAGCUAUGUUACAAUAAGCCCUAUAGCCGCUUUGCCAGUAAUGAGACAAGAACAAAAGCCCAUUCCUGUGAGAAAUAGUGACGAAGCUCCUCCUACACUACCUCCAAGACCACCUCCCAGAGAGAGUAUGGCACCGCCGAUUCCUCCAAGGGCAUCGUCAAUGGCUCAAAAUCAGUAA
This is a messenger RNA of Dimorphilus gyrociliatus, 5063 nucleotides long. The record is from the annotation of a GenBank genome assembly. NCBI's taxonomy places the organism in Eukaryota, Metazoa, Annelida, Polychaeta, Dinophilidae.